AGCCGUCCCCACUUCCGGCGGUGGCUUCUCACGCACACCGCCAAGCCGCUGCAACAGUAGCCGCGGCGGCGGCGCUCAGCGACAGCCAUCCCCAUCGUCUCCGGCGGCCGCAACAUGGAUCUCCCCAAGACCAAAAAGAGCGAGGCCGCGCUCGCGGUGGCCUGCCCCUCCGACGACGCGCUGGUGGAAGUGCUCUCGCGGCUCCGCGCCAAGCCCCUCUUCCGAUUCAAGUGCGUCUCCAAGGACUGGUGCGGCCUCAUCGCCGACCGCCUCCGCUGCCGCAAGUUCCCCCAAACCCUGGAAGGGUUCUUCACCGGCGGUAGAGAUGAGAACUACGGUGAUUUCAUCGAUCUAUCGGGUAGGCCGGUGCCUGUCGUCGACCCUUCCUUCUCCUUCCUCACGGAGUCGCCGGAGAUUGAGAAGCUCGUCCUCUUGGAUUCCUGCAACGGGUUCGUCCUCUUUGGGCACAUGCGUGUUUCGGACACCUACGACUCGCUGGGCUAUAUUGUCUGCAACCCCGCCACCGAGCAGUGGGUGCCUGUGCCCAGCUCCGGCUGGACUCCAUGGGAAGGCAGCGAGGACGAAGAGUACAUUGAUGACGUUCCGGACACCUAUUUGAUCUUCGACCCGGCUGCCUCUCCACACUUUCAACUGGUCCAGUUAUAUUUAUUAGAUCGGCAUACCUUGGAAGAGGUGCACAUCUUCUCUUCAGUAACUUGGGCAUGGAGGCGACAUGAAGGUAUACAUGACCAGGCAUGGGUGGGUAGUAGUGCAAUGGUCUCACCAAUUUGGCCGUGCCGCUUUAAUGGAAUGCUGCACAUGGGUAUCUUUGACGGUAUGGCUGGGGAAGGCGAACAUGACCAGUACAUGAUAGUUGCAGUUGAUGGGGAAGGGAAGCCUUCUAUGACCAUGAACUGGCCAGAAAAUGGUGACUGCUGUCUUGUUUUUGUUGGUCAAUCUCAAGGGCGCCUGCAUUAUUGCAUGACUGGGGACAUAGAUGACUCUCAUAUGAUAACUGAACUGUCUAUAUGGGUUCUUGAGGACUACCAUACAAAAGAACGGGUUCUGAAGCACAGUGUGAGCAUUUUGCAGCUGUUUGGGAAAAUGAGUUGCCGAUAUGACUCCUAUGAAGUGGUCACCAUUCAUCCUGAUCGUAAUUUGGUUUACUUUAUUGAGCAUGGGGACCAGAAACUGAUCUCUUAUGACAUGGAUAAUAAGGAGGUGUGUGAUGUCUGCACUCUCAGACGUGGCGAUGGGUGUAUCACUCCAUAUGUUCCCUACUUCUCGGAUUUGUUGGUGCUUGAAAAUAGGCACCGAAUGUCAGAGUCUUCAACGGCAAGGCAGAACCUGCUCCAAGUGUGAUCAAGAACAUCAUCGAGGAGGCGAGGUGCUGGAUCUCGGCCGGCAUGGUGGACCUUUCGUUUUUUAUCUUACCGAAUGGCUAGUUUCUCCUUGUCCUUAGUUGUAGGUCGUUUUUUCUCUUUUGUUGUCCUGUAAUAGCUGGUGUAGGUCGCUUGGUUAGAGGUCAAGUGCGUGUGUUGUCCCAAACUCCUUAAUGAAAUGCUUGCCCAGGUAAGUUCUCGAAAAAAAAGGCACUGAAAUUGUUUUGUUUGUUGUACUCCUGAGGUCAGCAUCACUUAGAUAUUCCAAAGUGUAGAGUAGCUAGCACUACCAGCAUGGUGUAGCUUUAUUAGAAUCUGAUAACUGAUGCAUUUUGCUGGUGCUUGGAUCUGGCAUGAUUCAAUGCUUAUGGGUAUCCAAUUAAUAUGAAUGCCAGUUGAGACAUC
Molecule: messenger RNA, 1787 nt
Organism: Panicum virgatum (switchgrass)
Lineage: Eukaryota; Viridiplantae; Streptophyta; Magnoliopsida; Poales; Poaceae
Exons: 2
Coding region: 115-1362 (415 amino acids)
Molecular function (GO): protein binding
Source: RefSeq, a predicted model, not a curated record